GAUAUGCACAUGCUGAGUCAGAUGGACUUAUGCAGCUCUCGCUUCUCUACUUCCGUCUCCUCCAAACAUUCUUCUUCCUCAAUGCAUGGCAAUGAUGGAAAUGGCGCACGCAAAUGAGCCCUGAGGCCCAUCUGCCCAUCCCUUACGGAUUAGUUACGGCCGAAUCGGUCCUCCGAUGUCAGAUCCGGCCUCGACACCUCACACCUCCUCGUAAUCAGUCCGAUGGGGUUGGGUGUGGAUCCGGUGGAUCUCAAACUACUUACCGUCCGGCACCGGCCUUGUUCAUCGCUUGUUUUCUGGUUCUCGUCUCAUUCUCCGCGGCCAAAAUGGACCUUCUUUUCGCUCGAUUUCUCAUCGGGGAUUUUUUUUACCCUUUCUUUUUUUGUAUUUCAUUUUAUUAUUUUUUGCCUCUCGCCUAAUCAUCAUUAUUAUUCCUAGACUAUGGUAUAGUCUGAUUUUAGGGGAUUUUUGUAUCG
This is a messenger RNA of Aspergillus aculeatinus CBS 121060, 476 nucleotides long. RefSeq lists its product as uncharacterized. The transcript has a single exon. The record is from RefSeq and is a predicted model, not a curated record. Lineage: Eukaryota; Fungi; Ascomycota; Eurotiomycetes; Eurotiales; Aspergillaceae. Bases 114 to 419 code for a protein of 101 amino acids.